This is a messenger RNA of Telopea speciosissima, 1979 nucleotides long. RefSeq names its product glucan endo-1,3-beta-glucosidase 6-like. Bases 490 to 1941 code for a protein of 483 amino acids. The transcript is spliced from 2 exons. Gene Ontology annotation, molecular function: hydrolase activity, hydrolyzing O-glycosyl compounds. The record is from RefSeq and is a predicted model, not a curated record. Lineage: Eukaryota; Viridiplantae; Streptophyta; Magnoliopsida; Proteales; Proteaceae. Gene Ontology annotation, cellular component: plasma membrane. Gene Ontology annotation, biological process: carbohydrate metabolic process.
UCUUGAAGGUCUAAGCUCAACCCUUCUUCUAAAGGCUUAUCAGAAUCCAAGUCUCUCCUCGUUAAUCUCUCUUGGGUUUUUAAUGGCAGCUUUCAGCUAUAGAAGUUCUGGAGCAAUUUUUGCAGUCUUGUAUUUAUUUUGAUUUUUUUCCUUUACCAUCUAAGGCAACUUUCCUAAGCUUUAUUUAUUUCUUUCUUUUCUAUCUUCUACCGUACUAUCUCUGCACUAUAUUAGAAGUUCUUGGGUAUCAACUAUCAAGCCAUUUUGGUUUUAGUGUGUCUUUCAAGUGCCAGAGCUGUUUUUGGGGGGGAAUGAAGGAGGAUUCUUAGUGGCUUUACAUUGUAUUGUAUUGUUUAUGGAUCUGUGUUCAGUUUAAGCUCUCAUCUCUCUUUGUUUCAAACCCAAGCUUUAACAGAAGGCUAAUUUGUUUUCCGAGUUGGUUUUCACACAAAGAAGCUGUUCUGAAGUAGGGAGGUGGGUUUAAGGGCUAUGGGGCAGUUGCCUUUGGUUUUUGGGGUGGUUUCCUUAUUAUGUUUGGUUGUUUCGGUUAGCAGUAUUGGGGCUAACUGGGGUACACAAGCAACACACCCUUUGCCACCUGAUUCGGUUGUGGGGAUGCUCAAGAAUAAUGGGUUUCAGAAAGUGAAGCUCUUUGAUCCAGAACCAGGGGUUUUGAGAGCUCUUGGCAAGUCUGGGAUUGAGGUUAUGGUAGGUAUUCCUAAUGAAAUGCUUGCUACUUUGGCUUCCAGUGUGAAGGCAGCUGAGACAUGGGUGGAGAAGAAUGUUUCCACUCACAUCACCAGCAACACUGUAAACAUCAGGUAUGUUGCAGUUGGGAACGAGCCUUUCUUGGAGACAUACAAUGGAAGCUUCCUUACUACAACCUUCCCAGCUUUACAAAAUAUCCAAUCUGCACUCAUAAAAGCUGGUCUAGCAAGCCAGGUGAAGGUCACUGUCCCCCUCAAUGCUGAUGUAUAUCAAUCUUCAACGGGACUCCCAUCAGGCGGUGAUUUCCGGAGUGACAUCCAUGACCUAAUGGUUGCCAUCGUUAAGUUCUUGAGUGACAAUGGAGGUCCUUUCACUGUCAAUAUCUAUCCUUUCAUAAGCCUUUACGACAACCCGGACUUCCCUGUUAAUUAUGCCUUCUUUGAUAGCACCUCACCACAGUUGACUGAUAGUAAUGGGAAUUCCUACUACAACAUGUUUGAUGCAAAUCUUGAUACUUUGGUAUGGGCCCUUCAGAAGAAUGGCUAUGGCAAUCUACCUAUCAUUGUUGGAGAAAUUGGGUGGCCAACUGAUGGGGACAAGAAUGCAAAUCUGCAAUAUGCCCAGCGAUUCAAUCAAGGAUUCAUGAACCACAUAUUGACUGGGAAUGGCACCCCAAUGAGACCAGGGCCUAUUGAUGCAUACCUAUUUAGCUUGAUUGACGAGGACGACAAAAGCAUCACUCCAGGGAAUUUUGAAAGACAUUGGGGAAUAUUUUACUUUGAUGGGUUGGCCAAGUACCAGCUUAAUCUGGGGACUACAAACUCAAGCAAUUUAGUUAGAGCAACGGGUGUUCAUUACCUGGAGAAGAAAUGGUGUGUGAUGUCCCCUUCGGCAAGCAUGGAUGAUCCACAAGUGGCACCAAGUGUGAGUUAUGCAUGUGGACGCGCUGACUGCACAAGUCUUGGUUAUGGAACAUCUUGUAGCGGUCUCGAUGCACGCGGGAAUAUUUCAUAUGCAUUUAACAGUUACUAUCAGAGAUUAAAUCAGGACGACACUGCUUGCAAGUUCCCCAACCUUUCAAUUAUCACAAAGACUGACCCAACAACAGGAAUUUGCAGAUUUGAGAUCAUGAUCCAGCCUAUCACCUCAAAAGGUCAGCAGAGAUUUGGGAGUCUCCAAAAGAGGGUGAAUUUGAUAGUUUUUAUGUUUCUUACUUUUUUGACAUGUCUGUGAUUGCUGUAUUUUUAAUUUAUGGGUUAUUCUUUUUCUUA